CCAGAGCCUAUUAAUCGUGGUUAGGCAGCUUUGCUUUAUUUUUUGCUCAGACCCUCCUAAUGCCAUCGAUUCUCAAAAAGUCAAAUAUACAAAAACUGUUUUAGAAAUUUCAAACCUGAGAUUUCAGACUGUGGUAAUCAUUUGCGAAUCGUAAGGCCGUUUAACUGCAGGAAUUCGCCGCAGACAGGCUCACGUUAGUCGGCCGCUUCACAAACAUGGAUCAGCGCGACUCGACGUUUGGAGUGCAGCUCUUCAUUUAUGAUCUGUCGAGGGGAAUGGCACGACAGCUCAGCCCGAUAAUGUUAGGAAAACAGCUUGAUGGGAUUUGGCACACAUCUAUUGUGGUCUAUGGAGAGGAGUUCUUCUAUGGUGGUGCUGGGAUCUCUAGUUGCCCUCCGGGUGGGACAAUGCUCGGACCUCCAGACACAGUGGUGGAGCUGGGAAACACAGAGGUGACCGAGGAGAUCUUUAUGGAUUAUCUGUCCUCACUUGGAGAGACAAUAUAUAGUGGUGACAAAUACAGAUUGUUUCAACACAACUGUAACACGUUCACUAAUGAGUUGGCCCAGUUUCUCACUGGCAAUAAAAUUCCCUCCUAUAUCACAGAUCUGCCCUCUGAAGUGCUGUCCACGCCAUUUGGUCAGGUGUUGCGGCCAAUCCUGGACUUAAUACAUAUUGCCCCUCCAGGAGGAAACGUGAUCAGCAGGCAAAAUAAUCAUAGCUAGAUCAGCAUUGGAUCUCUUGCACACACACACACACACACACACACACACACACACACACACACACACACACACACACAC
Molecule: messenger RNA, 803 nt
Organism: Carassius carassius (crucian carp)
Lineage: Eukaryota; Metazoa; Chordata; Actinopteri; Cypriniformes; Cyprinidae
Product: desumoylating isopeptidase 1-like
Exons: 6
Coding region: 216-725 (169 amino acids)
Biological process (GO): protein modification by small protein removal
Molecular function (GO): peptidase activity
Source: RefSeq, a predicted model, not a curated record